Molecule: messenger RNA, 1282 nt
Organism: Medicago truncatula (barrel medic)
Lineage: Eukaryota; Viridiplantae; Streptophyta; Magnoliopsida; Fabales; Fabaceae
Product: eugenol synthase 1
Exons: 5
Coding region: 65-1018 (317 amino acids)
Molecular function (GO): oxidoreductase activity
Source: RefSeq, a predicted model, not a curated record
UGAUUUGAUACAAUACUACAAAUACUUUAGGAAUUUGCAAGAGCAAAGAGUUACCCAAAAGAAAAUGGAGGCUAAUAAAAAUAGGAUUCUUGUAUUUGGUGGAACUGGUUACAUAGGAAAGUAUGUGGUGAAGGCAAGCAUCUCUUUAGGCUAUCCAACUUUGGUGUAUACUCGCCCAAUCAAUUCACAAACUUCUCCCUCAAAGAUACAACUUUGCAAAGAAUUCAAUUCCAUUGGAGCAACUCUUGUGGAGGGAGAACUUGAACAUGACCAGAUUGUUAGAGUCAUAAAAGAAGCAGACAUUGUGAUAUGUACCUUUCCAUAUCCGCAAGUGAUGGAGCAACUCAAAAUUGUAGAUGCUAUCAAAGUUGCUGGUAAUAUCAAGAGAUUUGUGCCAUCAGAUUUUGGUGUAGAAGAAGACCGAGUGCAUCCUCUUCCUCCAUUUCAAGCUUUUCUUGAUAAGAAAAUAAAAAUUAGAAGAGAAAUCGAAGCAGCUGGAAUCCCUUAUACUUAUGUCUCUGCAAAUUGUUUUGGUGCAUACUUUGUCAAUAUCUUACUUCGUCCGUAUGAGAAAAAUAAAGAUAUUGUUGUCCACGGCAGCGGUCAAGUUAAAGCGGUACUAAAUUAUGAAGAGGAUGUUGCUAUGUACACUAUUAAAGUGGCAAAUGAUCCAAGAACACACAAUCGCAUUGUUGUGUAUCGACCUUCCAAGAAUAUCAUAUCACAAAAUGAGUUGAUAUCACUAUGGGAGCUCAAAAGUGGUCAAAAAUUUCAUAAAGUUUUUGUUCCAGAGGAAGAUAUUGUCAAGCUAUCACAAACUUUACCCCCUCCAGAAGAUAUUCCAAUUUCCAUCAUUCAUAGCAUAUUUGUUAGAGGUGACAUGGCAAACUUUGAGCUAGAGGAAGAUGAUCUUGAAGCUUCACAACUAUACCCUGGUUACAACUAUACAUCAAUUGAUCAACUUCUUGAUAAAUUUCUUGUUGACCCUAUACCCCCUGCUUAUGGAGCUUUUGAAUGAGGUUAUUGAUUAACGUUGGUCAGAUUAAUAAGUUUUAGAGACUACUCUUAUGUAAUUUGAUAAAGCAUAUGCUAUCUGAUGUACGAGGGUUUCCAUACUAUUUUUUUAGCCCAAUUUUAAUCAUUUUGUUUUAUUUUCUAUUUUGGAUUUUAGGCCCAUUAGCAUUUUGUUAUUUCCCUACUUAAGUUUACCAGUUGUAGGCUAAGAGAUAACUUUUAUUCAUUCAAUAAUAUUUUAGAGAAUUUUCUCUAUUUCUGGUGGAUU